AUGGAUGGCCCGUACUAUGUUCAAAUUCUUCAAGAUCAUCUCAUUCGCAAUGCUAGAAAGCAAUUUGGCGGACGAUGGGGACUACAACAGGAUAAUGAUUCGAAGCAUAGAAGUCGAGUGGCUCAGCAAUUCAUGUCGAAAGAAGUGCCUGAAAUGCUCAACUGGUCAUCAAAUAGCCCGGAUGCUAAUCCAGUGGAAAACCUCUGGCCUAUCAUCAAGCGUCGUGUCGAGAAACGAAAAGCAACAAAUCUUCGAGAAUUAGAUCUAUUUUUGCAUCAAGAAUGGACCAAAACUGACAUGUCCGUCCUAAAUCAUUUGGUAAAUCCCAUGAAAUCACGAUGUUUAGCUCUGGUUGAAACGAAAGGAGAAAGAAUCAACUAUUAA
Messenger RNA from Adineta ricciae, 384 nucleotides. The record is from the annotation of a GenBank genome assembly. Lineage: Eukaryota; Metazoa; Rotifera; Eurotatoria; Adinetida; Adinetidae.